Cuscuta campestris is the source of this 1164-nucleotide messenger RNA. The record is from the annotation of a GenBank genome assembly. Lineage: Eukaryota; Viridiplantae; Streptophyta; Magnoliopsida; Solanales; Convolvulaceae.
AUCACCCUCCGAUAGUCCGUAAAAAAAUGGGAUUAGACCGAUUGUAGUGUUCCGGAGUAAACGAUAGUCUCGCUUCCCAGUUGCACCCAAAAAAAAAAAACUAUCGGCGGCCACUGCACUCGCCGGCAAGGAUGGAGACGAAACCCACAGAAAUCAGCAGCACGAAGAUGUUUGGGGGUUACAAUAAGAGAUACAAGCACUACAGCCCAGCCCUUGGCUGCUCCAUGACAUUCCACAUCUACUUCCCUCCUUCGUCUUCUCCUUCCCACAAAUUCCCUGUACUUUACUGGCUCUCUGGCCUAACAUGCACAGAUGAGAACUUUAUCACCAAAUCUGGUGCCCAACGGGUUGCUUCAACUGAGGGUCUUGCACUAAUUGCACCAGAUACAUCUCCAAGAGGACUUAAUGUAGAAGGAGAGUCUGAUAGCUGGGAUUUUGGUGUUGGUGCUGGAUUUUACCUAAAUGCUACCCAAGAGAAGUGGAAGAACUGGCGUAUGUAUGACUAUGUUGUGAAGGAGUUGCCAGGACUUCUUAAUGAGCACUUUCCACAGCUUGAUACAAAAAGGGCAUCUAUCUCUGGCCACUCAAUGGGUGGCCAUGGAGCACUAACAAUCUACCUCAAGAACUUGGAUAAGUUCAAGUCAGUGUCAGCAUUUGCUCCAGUUGUGAAUCCAAUGAACUGUCCUUGGGGUCAGAAGGCUUUCAAGAACUACUUGGGCGAGAAUAAAGCUGAUUGGGAGCAAUAUGAUGCUACCUGCCUUGCAUUAGGGGCUUCAAAUCUGUCUUCCACCAUUUUAAUUGAUCAGGGAGAAGAUGACAAAUUCUUAAAGGAUCAGCUUUUACCUCAUAAAUUUGAAGAAGCGUGUGGAAAAAGCAGCAUCCCUCUCCUUCUCCGCAUGCAGUCUGGAUAUGAUCACUCCUACCUUUUCAUUUCUACCUUUAUCGAAGAUCACAUUCUCCAUCAUUCCCANCCCCCCCAUGUAAGCAAAACUAGUUUAACCACACUCUACCGGAGUCGUGUGUUAUUCUGAGAGUUUUUUUGGUCAUAAGCGUGAAAUGCACAUUAUGGAGCUUGAGUAUGCUGUUAGAUGUGUUUAGUAAAAAAGUGUCAAAUACUAUUUCACGUUUUUAAUGAAAAAUAUCGGAUUGCAGACAUAGUUUUGA